This is a messenger RNA of Salvelinus fontinalis (brook trout), 15937 nucleotides long. RefSeq names its product proline-rich protein 36-like. The transcript has 2 exons. Bases 2082 to 4211 code for a protein of 709 amino acids. NCBI's taxonomy places the organism in Eukaryota, Metazoa, Chordata, Actinopteri, Salmoniformes, Salmonidae. The record is from RefSeq and is a predicted model, not a curated record.
UUAUAGUGGGGCAGGGAUGAAUUGACGGGGGAGAGUUUGGGUGCAUGGGACGUCGCUACAUCAGAUCCACAAACAAAGAGCUUGUUUUUUUCAUUUGAAAGAUCAAAUGAAAAUAUGUCAACUCUGCUGAACUCAUCAGGAACAAAUGAAUGCUGAGAGAGUGUCUGUGUGUUUAGACAAGCUCUCUGUCUCCCUCUAACCCAGUACUCCCGCUAGGAGUGUCACAUGCACACCGACCAAAUUACUGGGCUUUCACUGAACCCGCAUCACUACUUCACUCAAAAGAGGCGUCUCUAUGGUUCCCAGCGUUGUCUCCCAUUCUCCUGGACUCUCUAAUCCUGACUCCCUCUAGUCAUCCUCUCUCAUCCAUGGUCAAUGAUUUAAUGCUCAGUGUUAAUCAGCCCACUGACCCCUGCUUCAAUUUGACUCCUCCUCACUCUUCCUGCCUCUGUCUGAAACUUGACUGACCUCUGCCCCUCCAAGUCCUUCGUCAUUGGCCCUGUUCAAUGCCUCCCUCCCCUUCAUUACCACCUUCCUUUAUGUAAUCACAUAUAUUACCGUUUUUUCCACCUGCUUACACACAAAUUCUUUUCAUGUCACACGAUUUUUGAAACCUCUCACUCAAAGUGCAGAACUACACACCAAAUAUCCAAAACCAUAAGCUAUUUCUCAGCCUUUGACUCAGUUGUCAAAUGCAUAAAACACUUUUUUCAAAACACUACACACAAUUCUCUACCUAAAACACAAAAAUCUAACAGGAAGUGACUUGCUUUCCUUUUCCAAACACAACCAAUCAAAAUGCUACACUUAUUCACCAGGUCACACACACACUCCUCACAUGUGCAAACACUAAUAGCUUAACUGAUCACUAACCAAUCACUGCUUUACUGUAGUAUAGGCCUAUAAAUAGGUCAAAGGUCAGUUUACCUGUUUUGAACAAUUGAUGCCAACAAUGGACAGAGAGCAAGAGGAGUACGAGGGAGAGGAAGAGGAAGAAGAGGACAAGGGCAAAGAAGAGAAGGAAGGAGAGCCAUCUCUGAUGAGAUUAGGGCAACACUUGUUGAUCAUGUGAUCAACCACGGUUUGACCAUGAGAGAGGCUGGACUGAGAGUCCAGCCCAACUUGAGUCGAUUUACAAUGGUGUCCAUAAUUCGAACCUUCAGAAAUGAGAACAGAGUGGAAAGGUAAAGACAUCAUGGAGGACGAGGACGCUUGUUGACAGAUAUACAAGAGACUGCAAUUAUAAAUAUGGUUUUGGACAACAAUGCAAUUAGGAUUCGAGAGAUAAGAGAGCAUAUCUUGAAUAAUGACACCAUAUUUAACAUCGAUGCUGUAAGCCUGUCGACCAUACAACGCAUCCUCCAACGGCACCGAGUGACGAUGAAACAACUUUACAAGGUGUCAUUUGAGAGAAAGUCUGACAGAGUCAAGAAUAUGCGACUUGACUUUGUAGAGGUAUGUAUGCAACACUACUUCCAGUACUUCAGACAUACCAUAUUCACUCAUCUGUAUAUCCUUUUGUCUGUUACAGAGAGUAUUGGAGCUGGAUGCCCAUGUAAUUCGCCAUGAAUUUAUUUAUGUGGAUGAGGUUGGCUUCAACCUCACCAAAACCAGGUGCCGCGGAAGAAAUGUAAUAGGACAGAGGGCAAUUACCAAUGUCCCUGGACAGCGUGGGGGUAAUAUAACUAUGUGUGCUGCCAUCACUCAAAACGGGGUCCUCCAUCACAAUGCCACACCUCCAUCACAGUACAACACCGGCCAUAUGCUCACUUUUCUGGAUGCAAUUUACACAAUGCUUGUCCCUGAUCCAGAUCAGGAGCCUGCUAGAUUUGUGGUUUUAUGGGACAAUGUUAGUUUUCACCGGGCUGUUCUGGUCCAAAACUGGUUUGCCACCCAUCCACAAUUUGUAGUUUUGUACCUACCCCCAUAUUCACCUUUUCUAAAUCCCAUAGAGGAAUUCUUCUCAGCCUGGCGCUGGAAAGUGAAUGAUCGCCAACCCUAUGCCCGCAUGCCGCUUCUCCAGGCAAUGGAGGACCCAUGUGGGGACAUAGAGGUUAACUCUGUCCAAGGUUGGAUACGCCAUGCUAGGAGAUACUUCCCUCGAUGUUUGGCAAGAGAAAACGUAUCUUGUGAUGUGGACGAAGUAUUGUGGCCAGACCCAGGCCGGAGAAGAGAUGAAGCGUAGCUUAGCACUGGUGACUGCCCCCACACACCCCCCACCCCACCUCAGCCCCUGUCUGCAGCUACCUCAGCACCCUACCUCAGCCUCUGUAUGCAGCUACCUCAGUACCCCAGCCCCUGUCUGCAGCUACCUCAGCACCCUACCUCAGUCCCUGUCUGCAGCACCCCACCUCAGCCCCUGUAUGCAGCUACCUCAGUACCUCAGCCCCUGUAUGCAGCUACCUCAGCCCCUGUCUGCAGCUACCUCAGCACCCCACCUCAGCCCCUGUAUGCAGCUACCUCAGUCCCUGUCUACAGCACCCUACCUCAGUCCCUGUCUGCAGCACCCCACCUCAGCCCCUGUAUGCAGCUACCUCAGCCCCUGUCUGCAGCUACCUCAGCACCCCACCUCAGCCCCUGUAUGCAGCUACCUCAGUCCCUGUCUGCAGCACCCCACCUCAGCCCCUGUAUGCAGCUACCUCAGUCCCUGUCUGCAGCACCCUACCUCAGCCCCUGUAUGCAGCUACCUCAGCCCCUGUCUGCAGCACCCCACCUCAGCCCCUGUAUGCAGCUACCUCAGCCCCUGUCUGCAGCUACCUCAGCACCCCACCUCAGACCCUGUAUGCAGCACCCUACCUCAGCCCCUGUCUGCAGCUACCUCAGCACCCCACCUCAGACCCUGUAUGCAGCACCCUACCUCAGUCCCUGUCUGCAGCUACCUCAGCACCCUACCUCAGUCCCUGUCUACAGCACCCUACCUCAGCCCCUGUCUGCAGCUACCUCAGCACCCCACCUCAGCCCCUGUAUGCAGCUACCUCAGUCCCUGUCUACAGCACCCUACCUCAGCCCCUGUCUGCAGCUACCUCAGCACCCCACCUCAGCCCCUGUAUGCAGCUACCUCAGCACCCCACCUCAGCCCCUGUAUGCAGCUACCUCAGUCCCUGUCUACAGCACCCUACCUCAGCCCCUGUCUGCAGCUACCUCAGCACCCUACCUCAGCCCCUGUCUGCAGCUACAUCAGCACCCCACCUCAGCCCCUGUAUGCAGCUACCUCAGUCCCUGUCUACAGCACCCUACCUCAGCCCCUGUCUGCAGCUACCUCAGCACCCUACCUCAAUCCCUGUCUGCAGCUACCGCAGUACCCCUCAGUACCCCAGCCCCUGUCUGCAGCUACCUCAGCCCCUGUCUGCAGCUACCUCAGCACACUACCUCAACCCCUGUCUGCAGCUACCUCAGCACCCUACCUCAACCCCUGUCUGCAGCUACCUCAGCACCCUACCUCAACCCUUGUCUACAGCACCCUACCUCAGUCCGUGGCUGCAGCUACCUCAGCACCCUACCUCAGCCCCUGUCUGCAGCUACCUUGGGCACCCUACCUCAACCCUUGUCUACAGCACCCUACCUCAGUCCCUGUCUGCAGCUACCUCAGCACCCUACCUCAACCCUUGUCUACAGCCCCCUACCUCAACCCCUGUCUGCAGCUACCUCAGCACCCUACCUCAACCCUUGUCUGCAGCCCCCUACAUCAGUCCCUGUCUGCAGCUACCUCAGCACCCUACCUCAGCCCCUGUCUGCAGCACCCUACCUCAGUCCCUGUCUGCAGCUACCUCAGCACCCUACCUCAGCCCCUGUCUGCAGCACCCUACCUCAGUCCCUGUCUGCAGCUACCUCAGCACCCUACCUCAACCCCUGUCUGCAGCUACCUCAGCACCCUACCUCAACCCUUGUCUACAGCACCCUACCUCAGUCCCUGUCUGCAGCUACCUCAGCACCCUACCUCAGCCCCUAUCUGCAGCACCCUACCUCAGUCCCUGUCUGCAGCUACCUCAGCACCCUACCUCAACCCUUGUCUACAGCACCCUACCUCAGUCCCUGUCUGCAGCUACCUCAGCACCCUACCUCAGCCCCUAUCUGCAGCACCCUACCUCAGUCCCUGUCUGCAGCUACCUCAGCACCCUACCUCAGCCCCUGUCUGCAGCUACCUCAGCCCCUGGAGGAUGCUUGUGAACAAGUCCUGCUUAAUAAAGAUAAUUGCUUUUCUUUGUCCUUAAUGAGCUGGUCUGUAAAUUGAGUAAUUAUGUUAAGUUGUUACAUCAAUGACUAUGCGCUUGGCUAAAGACAUUAGCAUUAUUUGAACUUUGUCUGUCAAAAAUCCGCUUCUAAUCCAAGCCGUUUUAUUUUAUUUAUUGUGCCCGUAUCUCAAUCCCUUGGUCCUUGAGGUGUGAUUGCUGUGUUUCUGACAGCCCAAUGGGGUGGAAAGGGCAUGUUUAGAAGCAUGAUGAGUGUAGUAGGUGUCUGACUGUGCCUACUAGGGUUGGGAGUUAUCCAGAUUUUCAUUCCUGUCAUACCGUACAUUUUCUACCGCACAAAACAAUUUACGCAACUGGGAUCUUGAUCCAGAAGAGGAUUGAAUGUCUCUGCUGUAACCAAGAAGUUUGAUCUUGACAUCUAGACACUUAGCUAGCAGGUCAGCAAGCCAAAGGCAUAGUUGGAGCCCUGAGCCAGAUAUGAUUUAUUUGACAUAUCUUAGAUUUCUUAUAGUUAUAAGCAGUGGCAUAGGACGCAACCCCCGCAACGGCAUUGAAAAUCAUACCGUCGGUAUUUCGAAAUACCCCGGUAUAUGGUAUAAACAGUAUAUCGCCCAAGUCUAGUGCAUACUCUAUUUGUAUGUGAGUGCAUCUUGAUCCCCCUGGAGAUACACAGCUAAAUUAGGAUGCAUAUUAUUUAAAGAGGCCCCAGGCUGAAUUUGAGCUGCAUAUCUUUGUCCAGUGAACAUGUUGGUUUGUAUGGCUGGCUGAGUGUGUCUAUUCAUUUUUGGUAGUGUCAGAUCCUAGUCCCAAAGGUGGUAUAAAGGACAGUUCAGUGACAGAGGAAAGUUGCUUGAAUGAGACAGGGAGACUUUCACUUUUACUGUGUUUCUGGCCUCUGGUGUCUACUGGGCUCUUUAUUGUGGUGGUAUAGUUUCUGUGGUUAAACAAGUUGGUGGUUGCCUGUAUGUGGUUCAGAGAGCUUCCCUUUGACUUGAACCAGAUUACUGUCAAACCUUAGACGAGUAGUCGGGAAGCUUACAAUGCAGAGUUAGUCAUGUUAGUGAAACCUGUCUUUGUUGUGGAUUACAAUGCCAGUCAGAAUGUUAUUCACCCAAUUUUACGUUAAAAGUUCAGUGAUUAUUUCACUCAAUACAUUUCUGUAUCUGGAAAAUUUUUGACUGGUUACACUUCAUACUAUCGUGUGUGUGUAGUAACUAGAGGUCGACCGAUUAUGAUUUUUCAAUGCCGAUACCGAUACCGAUUAUUGGAGGACAAAAAAAGCCAAUACCGAUUAAUCGGCCGAUUUAUUUAAAAUAUAUAUAUUUUUUAGAUAUAUAUAUCAUACACACACACACACAUUUUUGUAAUAAUGACAAUUGCAACAAUACUGAAUGAACAAUGAACACUUUUAUUUUAACUUAAUAUAAUACAUAAAUAUACACACACGCACACAGCUCUGACGUGACAAUGAUACUGAAGAGUCUGCUUAGGAGACAAAUACUCUCAACUGAUUGAAUAAAAAUAGAGUUUAAGUUAGCUGUGAUGAAUGUUGAAAACAAAAACUUUAAUUUCUAUAUGCAGGAAAUCCUAUUUUAAUAAUAAGCAUGGUAAGAAUUGACAACCAGUGCGAGUCAUAAUUCCCAUGACACCUUCUAGCAAAAUCUGAAAAGCGGUUCCUUCAUUUAUUCCAUAGGAUAUUUUAAUAUUCACUUAAAAUAAGGUCUGUGUUUCGUGUAGGCUUACAUCACCAUGCCAAUUUUAUAACUGUGUAGAUAUCCAUAGGACAAGGUAACUCUGAUCAAUAUUGGCUAAAUAUAAGCGAAGAUAAAAAGUUUUGUAGAGUGGAUUUAUGAAAAUAUGUUGACAAACGUUACCUUAUCCUAGUGAGAUUUACAUGGGUAUCAAAACGUCGAGGCGGUUUAAGCCUGCACGAAACACAGACCUUAUUUGAAGUAGAUCAAGACAUUCUCUAUGGAAGACAUGAACGGUAAAAUAACGAAGGAACCCCUUUCAAAUUCAGCCGCAAGUUAUUACAGGAAUUAUAACGCGUCGACUAUUUCUCUCUAAACCAUAUACCUUUGACUAAUCCGGAAACUAUCACCUCGAAAACAAAACGUUUAUUCCGUUCCGUAUUUUAUCGAACAGGUGGCAUCCAUGAGUCUAAAUAUUCCUGUUACAUUGCACCACCUUCAAUGUUGUCAUAAUUACGUAAAAUUCUGGCAAAUUAGUUCGCAAAGAGCCAGGCGGCCCAGACUGUUGCAUAUACCCGGACUCUGCUUGCAAUGAACGCAAGAGAAAUGACACAAUUUCACCUGGUUAAUAUUGCCUGCUAACCUGGAUUUAUUUUAGCUAAAUAUGCAGGUUUAAAAAUACAGUAUAUACUUGUGUAUUGAUUUUAAGAAAGGCAUUGAUGUUUAUGGUUAAGUACACAUUGGAGCAAUGACAGUCAUUGAUUGAUUGUUUUUUAUAAGAUAAGUUUAAUGCUAGCUAACAACUUACCUUAGCUUACUGCAUUCGCUAACAGGCAGGCUCCUCGUGGAGUGCAAUGUAAUCAGGUGUUAGAGCAUUGGACUAGUUAACUGUAAGGUUGCAAGAUUGGAUCCCCCGAGCUGACAAUGUUAAAAAUCUGUCGUUCAGAACGUUCCUAGGCCGUCAUUGAAAAUAAGAAUGUGUUCUUAACUGACUUGCCUAGUUAAAUAAAGAUUAAAUAAAGGUGUAAAAAAAAAUGGCAAAUCGGCGCCCAAAAAUACCGAUUUCCGAUUGUUAUGAAAACUUUAAAUCGGCCCGAUUAAUCGACCAUUCCGAUUAAUCGGUCGACCUCUAGUAGUAACACUGUAAUUACCCUCUAGUAGCAAUAUUGUAUGUAAUUGAAUGGAAUGUUUUUUGUUGUUAUUACCGGUGCACCAAUUCAACUUUUCUGUGGUAGACUUUUGAUCUGCACCAGAAAGUUUUAUUUGUAUGUGUAACGUUACGUCAUGAUGUUGAGAUCCAUCCACCUGUGAAUGUAAGACGUCCAUCCUCCUGCACUGUUAGAGAUGUCUGGUCUCUAAAGCCUCUUUCCCUGCUCUGAUGGCUGCCAGCUGGGAUAAGUGCAGAGCUCAUUCUGUUCAAUUAGACUGCACCUAAAUCUCUGAAGGCUGACGUCUAGGAUUCCUCUAAGUUUCUCAAAACAACCUUUACACUUCAGCCAACCCCGCACUAAAAAAGGCUUAUUGGUUUUUAAGUGAUGUAUUGCUACUUGUUUGCCUUAUCUCUGCAAUAGUGAACACAAUCAUCCCAAUAUCACAAUACAUAGGCCUACUCCUUUUACAUGGUCACGGACGACUGCUACACUGCAUGACCCUCAAGUCCAUUUCCCAGUACUGGCUGUGGGGAGUUCCCACUGGCUGUGGGGAGUUUUGAUGUUCUCUAGAAAUACAUAUCAGUGCCAACGCGACUUCAGAGAGAGCGUUGUGAGUAUUGAUGCCCCCCCGGCUAUAAACAGCCCAGGAUCAAUAGUGCUGGAUCAAUAUGCUGUGUGAUAUGUUUGUCACAAGCUCAGGGAUGGGUCCAGUCAGGUGAUCCCCAGAGUAUUCCACUACAGCCAGGGCGCUGAAUGUUAAAACACUUGUGAGCUGUGUUAUCUAAGGGAUAAUAAAUUAGCCGUUAAAAGUCUGUGUGUGGUAAACGAGUCACAAGCUACAGGCUACAUGUUUUUGUUCUGUUUGUGUGUGUGUGUGUGUGUGUGUGUGUGUGUGCUUUAGGCAGUGAUGGUGAUUUGUGUGUGUAAGAGCAGGGUCUCUUCCUCACGGCGCUGGUUGGGUAAACAGUCAUGCGAUCACAUUCCUUCCAUUCCGCACUGCUGUCCGCUCAGUCACAUGACCAAGGAGGAGGAGCAUGGGGCUUGUAGUGGGGAGGGGGACUGAGGAGGGGAGAGAACCCUGAUUGAGUAGGCAAGGUGCAGAGUAGGUCCCAGUGCCAAAUAAAUACCUUGCCCCUACCUCUAAAUACUUUUUGCAUAUCUGAAAAGAUAAGAAGGGUAUAAACAAUAUGUUAUAGAUCUAUAGAUCUACUUAUAACUGCUCUAAUUACGUUGGUAUCCAGUUUAUAAUGGCAAUAAUGCACCUCUGGGGUUUGUGGUAUAUGGCCAAUAUACCACGGCUAAGGGCUGUAUCCAGGCACUCCGCGUUGCGUCGUGCUUAAGAACAGCCCUUAGCCGUGGUAAAUUGUCCAUAUUCCACAAACCCCAGAGGUGCCUUAUUGCUUAAUUAACCCUCUUUUAUGCUAGGUGGGUUUUUUCACCAUAUUGCUUAAUCCAAUCAAUGACUGUAUGUAUAUAUGAAUGGACAAAGCCAUUGAUCAUGUGACACCAUUCAUAUGUGAGGACUCAAUAAUAGCGCAUUGAAGCCAAAUGAAGUCGCUUAAAAUGUGGUCUCAUGGAUACAUAACAUGCACAGUUUGAGCUGCUCUAGGAAGAGACGUUGCAGGCUAGCUCAGUGCUGCCACUUCUUAUUGAGUAACUCACCGACCGGGCCGACCGGGGUACGGUAUGCUGCCAUUAGCAACUAAAUUGUCCUUAUAGCUUCUUUUGGGUGCGAUUUGGUGUAUUGGAAGCAAUUAUUGGUAACAUAAUUGUCGAGUAUUUUUAUUUUAAUUACAUGAAGAUAGCCAUUUUUCCAUUCACUGUAAUGAGGGAUCCUGUUUUCUGCUAACAAUGCCUGCAGUACUGUGUUUGGCAUUGAACGUCCGUGGCUUCAAUAAGAGGGGGCAGGCGUUCUACGCUGCAUCCAAUUUAAGAGACUGGAAUGGUUCAGUAGGAGCAGGAGCAAGGGGUUUAUAUUAUACUCGGCGUAAGAGGUUGUACAGAGUACACACACAAAACGCAUGUGACACAAAUCCAACCAGAUGACCUGGCCUCCACAAUCACCCGACCUCAAACCAAUUUGAGAUGGUUUGGGAUGAUUUGGACCGCAGGGUGAAGGAAAAGCAGCCAACAAGUGCUCAGCAUAUGUGGGAACUCCUUCAAGACUGUUGGAAAAGCAUUCCAGGUGAAGCUGGUUGAGAGAAUGCCAAGAGUGUGCAAAGCUGUCAUCAAUGCAAAGGGUGGCUACUUUGAAGAAUGUCAAAUAUAAAAUAUAUUUUGAUAUGUUUAACACAUUAUUCUACAAUGUAGAAAAUAGUAAAAAUGAAGAAACACCCUUGAAUGAGUAGGUGUGUCCAAUCUUUUGACUGGUACUGUAUGUAUGUAUAAUUGUGGUCAAUAUAUUGUCCCCCUUGCACCAUUCACUAUUUAUUCUAAAAUUCUUUGAAAUUGAGAACUUUUGGUGUUCACAUGUAUUUGUUUGAUUUACAACUGCACAGAAUUCCCCCAAAAUUAUAUAUUUCACUUAAAAGUCAAAAAAUGACCUGGACUAAGAUGUUCAAAAAUUCAAAUUAAUUUGGUUGGAGGCAAGUGAGUUGUUUAUUGUGUAGUUUAUCUCACCUGUGGUAAGUUGCAGGUGCCUACAGGGUAUAAAAUAGCAAUUUAACCCGUUUAAAAAAAAGAGAAAACAGAACAUUCUUACCAGUAUAUGACCAAUGUAUCAUCUUAAUUCAUAACACACCACCACUCGGUUUCUAUCAGUGCUGUUGAUCACUGCCUCGUGAUACUAUCAAGUGUCUCCCUCUGAAACCACUUGGUUGAAUUGAUCAAAUCAAAUCUCACAGACACAAUAAUAAAAGGUCAAGGGGGGAGUUCUGGGUUUUUAAUAGUCCGUGUCCCUCUCUCUCCAACCCUGCAGCUACAGUAUAUGACCUUGUGGUUGCCCUGGAUGGGCUUUUCCCUCCUGCAGCCUCCCGUCCGUCCCAUGUUAGUUUGUUGCUGGUGUUGUUGACCCAUUGAUGUAGCCGUGGCCGCACCGAGGCCCCUAGCCCCAUGCUGCUCUGAGGCCCUUUGUAAGCCUAUAGGAGCACAGGGCUGUGAUUGGAGCAGCCCAGGAUUUGCAUGGAUGAGUACUGUACACAGAGCGAGCACACCAGCAGUCAUGAAGCACUGGAGGGGAACAAACGCUAGCUCAGGCCAUGUUUCCCUUCUCUGUUGUUUCGCUCUCUCUCGCCCUUCUCUCUUUCUCUCUCUCCCCCCAUAUAUGUAUCUGUCUGCCUCCUAUUGUUAAUAUGUUGCAGACUGUCCUUUCGAGUAUAAAUGUAAACAUGAGUGGGAAAGAGUCUAUCUCCCUGGGCCUCUCCUACCUCUCCAGAACUGCAUUAUGAUUGGUCACUUUACUGUACGCCUGGCCUAUAUGAUAAACAGUAUAAAUGUGAUAGAGUAUGAAUCCAGUUUGUGCCAACUUGAGAGCGGUGUGAAAACUCAUGUGGGUGACUGUGAGAAUCGUGCUGUAGCUGAACCGCUGGAACGGCCAGCACCUGACACUGCAGCUGCUGCUGGGGUUGCGUGCCUGUCUCCACUCAGUGUGUGACUCAAACUCUACUCAGCCUGUCCUGGAUGGAAUUACAGCAUGUGGAUAUUACUCUUGAGAAUCAAACUGAAAAUCAACACCAAGGCAAUGUACUGUUUAGUGUUUCCCAACUUCUCCAUUGUUGUAGUUUGGUCUAGAGCAAGACAAGGUACAUAGAUGGAGCAGAACAAAUAUGACCCCCACUGCGUGAAAUUUAAGGCAAUAUGCAGUAUAUUCCAUGUCGUAUGCCAGAAAUGGACUUGCCAUAGGGCAGUUUUGGCAAAUGCCAGAUGGGCUGGUCCAUCUUCAGUCCAGUGGGCCUGUUUAGUUGCGUAGAAUGAUCAUUAUUUGGCUAAUAAUGCGGGCCUAGAGGAAAAAUGGGGACUUAAACAAGAGCCAAAGUGUGUGCUAACAGGGGACGGUCCCUUUGCCUCCCCAUCAGAGAGAGAUAUUAAUGUGUGUGCUUUACCUCUUCGGCCUACUCUAGGGAGUGGCGACAGUGAUUCCGUUUUUCUCCGGGAAGAAUCUGAUAACAUUAUACCCCACUUCAGCAGGCCGUCGGUUGCGCAGAUAAAGCUAUUAGGUUGAAUGUGUAGACAAUUGUGAAAUAUGUUUGGUUGUAUAAAAUUAUCGGCAUGUCAAUGUUAUUGUACACGGAGCUCCCUAGCGCGUGGUGAAACUGGAGAGUCCCUUCCUGUCCACCUUGGUUAAUGGCUGCCUGGGACUUUCCUCCUCCUUGUUGCUGCAAUGUUUGACAACUGAUUUUAAUGACCCUUCAUCCUAUGCAUACCUGUUAUGAUAAAUGCCUUUAUUGUACAGUUAUUCAUUUAGAUACAAUAUCGGGUAUUUGUGUAAUAAUUAUGAGAUUUGGACAUUAACAGGUAACUUUUCCAAAGCCACACAGUUGAUAUAGAUGUUUUCAACUACUGUAGUUACGCCACUUGGACCACAAAUUGUACAAAAAAAACAUGAUUUGAUAUUCCUGUGGGUGGGUAGGCAGGCGUAAGCCUUUUGUCUUCAUGCACAUAAAGUUUUUUAAUAAAAAAAAAAAAGUAGGCUGACACACACACAAACAAACAGGGGCAAACGCAUGUUCCAACAUCCUGCUGAUCGUCAGACUAUAUUUGCACAGUGCUAUCAAUCAACCCAUCUGUCUCUGUCCACCCAUUCUGUGGGGCUGGCGCAGUGCACAUAAUGUUCUCUGCUCCUGUGGGUACGUACACAUGUUCACACACAUGUACACUACAUGCACGCACACAGUCACACACAAACAUACACGCACAAACAGUCAUACAUGUGCAAACACACAUACCAUGGUUUCCGUUAGCCAUAAUAGCAUUGCUGCACUUAUAAGGAGAAUAAUAAUUGAUAAAGAUUUUAAGCUAAACGUACUGAUCUGUUGCAUGAGCCUCUUUGCUUUUUUAGUUUUUUUUUGCAAUGUAGUCUAGGCCUACCUGUUGUAUGAAUUUGGGAUCUAUAGUCCCACAACUGUCCCAGAGUCGGUUUGUGGAAUAGGCUAUUUCUUUCUCGCACAAAAUAACAAGCCGACCAAUAGAAUUAGUGAACUUUUCUACUAUGGGGAUAGUAGAUUGACAUAGGCUAGUGAUUUUGCUGUUCGGUACUCGUGUUGUUGGUAAAUUAUUGGACAGUUAUUCUAACAUCUUCAAGUUGCGCAUCGGAAUUCGGAUAGGACGCACGCCAUUACGUCCUCAACUUGCAUGUUCUGUUAAGAUGAAUUACCACAAUCUAAAUGUGAUUUCUGUCAUUCUGAGCACCGUAGGUGGACGCCCUAAUCAGGUUAAACAUCCAAUGCAUGGGUCUGGUAAAUCUCUUAAAUGUCUGGUAAAUGUAAAUGCUACCGGUCAAAUGUCUGGCGCCACAUUUUCCUAAUGGAAACCCUGAGAUAAACACACAAAAGUACAGGCGCUCUUCCAUGCAUCAUUCAUUCGUGGUUCAACAAGAAAACAGCUGUUGUGUGGCAGAUCCCAGUAUGCUAUCUAUCGUUCCUGAAUAGAUAUGGACAAAUGUGUUAAACUAUUUCAAUUGAAAAUGGCCCGUUUAGUCAAACCAGAGCCACAGUUUGUGUGCAGUGAUAAUGUUUCUGAUAACAAUCGAGAUUCAUAUCCAGACAUUGAUUGAUUGAAUGACCAGUGUCUGUAUGGAAGUUACCCUAUCAUUUGCUUUGCUAAGAAAUAAAACCACAAAAUAAAACCACAAGAGAUCCUAGAAAUACCAUUAUUUGGAGUUUUAUAUGCUUUUGUGAAAGUAGAGUUCAUUUAUUUUAUAAAGGCAUAGUUGAUUGAGUCUUUUUUUGACAACUGGUGUAUGCCCUAUACAUUAUCCAACUGUUUACUCUUUCUAUCCUCUCUUUCUCAUAUGAAGGGAACAGAACAUUUCACUCUUCAUCUCGGUCUCACUCUGUCUCUCUCUCUCUGUCUCGCUCUCUCUCUCGCUCUCUGUCUCUGUCUCUCUCUCUCUCUCGGCUCCUCCUCCCAGUGACUCUGUUAUGCAGGACUUGCCAUUUCCUACUAUCUAAAAGUUAUUAGAAGGGUGAGGUAUUGUAUAACUAAACAGCAGGCAUGGAAACAUUAGCCUCUCGCUCUCUGCCUCUCUACCCCUUUCAAAUCAAAUCAAAUUGUAUUGGUUGCGUACACAUAUUUGCAGAUGUUAUUGCAGGUGCAGUAAAAUGCUUAUGUUUCUAGCUCCAACAGUGCAGUAAUACCUAACAAUACAGAACAAUACACACAAAUCCAAAGAAUAAAAAUAAAGACAUUAAGAAACAUCAGAACGAGCAAUGUCAGAGUCCGGAAUGAAUAUAAAUAUAUAUAUUAUUAUAUCAGUUGAAGUCGGAAGUUUACAUACACUUAGGUUGGAGUCAUUAAAACAAAUUUUUCAACCACUCACAAAUUUCUUGUUAACAAACUAUAGUUUUGGAAAGUCGGUUAAGACAUCUACUUUGUGCAUGACACAAGUCAUUUUUAGAACAAUUGUUUACAAACCGAUUAUUUCACUUAUAGUUCCAGUGGGUCAGAAGUUUACAUACACUAAGUUGACUGUGCCUUUAAACAGCUUGGAAAAUUCCAGAAAAUGAGUCAAUUGGAGGUGUACCUGUGGAUGUAUUUCAAGGCCUACCUUAAAACUCAGUGCCUCUGCUUGACAUCAUGGGAAAAUCAAAAGAAAUCAGCAAAGACCUCAGAAAUUUAUUUUUUGACCUCCUCAAGUCUGGCUCAUCCUUGGGAGCAAUUUCCAAACGCCUGAAGGUACCACGGUUCAUCUGUACAAACAAUAAUACGCAAUAAACACCAUGGGAUCACGCAGCCGUCAUACCUCUCAGGAAGGUGACACGCUCUGUCUCCUACAGAUGAACGUACUUUGGUUUUAAAAAGUGCAAAUCAAUCCCAGAACAACAGCAAAGGACCUUGUGAAGAUGCUGGAGGAAACUGGUACAAAAGUAUCUAUAUUCACAGUAAAAUGAGUCCUAUAUCGACAUAACCUGAAAGGCUGCUCAGCAAGGAAGAAGCCACUGCUCCAAAACCGCCAUAAAAAAAGCCAGACUACGGUUUGCAACUGCACAUGGGGACAAAGAUCGUACUUUUUGGAGAAAUGUCCUCUAGUCUGAUGCAACAAAAAUAGAGCUGUUUGGCCAUAAUUACCAUCGUUAUGUUUGGAGGAAAAAGGGGGAGGCUUACAAGCCGAAGAACACCAUCCCAACCGUGAGGCAUGGGGUGGCAGCAUCAUGUUGUGGGGGUACUUUGCUGCAGGAAGGACUGGUGCACUUCACAAAAUAGAUGGCAUCAUGAGGAAGGACAAUUAGGUGGAAAUAUUGAAGCAACAUCUCAAGACAUCAGUCAGGAAGUUAAAGCUUGGUCGCAUGGGUCUUCCAAAUGGACAAUGACCCCAAGCAUACUUCCAAAGUUGUGGCAAAAUGGCUGGACAACAAAGUGAAGGUAUUGGAGCGGCCAUCACAAAGCCCUGACCUCAAUCCUAUAGAAAAUUUGAUGGCAGAACUGAAAAAGUUUGUGCGAGCAAGGAGGCCUACAAACCUGACUCAGUUACACCAGCUCUGUCAGGAGGAGUGGGCCAAAAUUCACUCAACUUAUUGUGGGAAGCUUGUGGAAGGCUACUCUAAAUGUUUGACCCAUGUUAAACAAUUUAAAGGCAAUGCUACCAAAUACUAAUUGAGUGUAUGUAAACUUCUGACCCACUGGGAAUGUGAUGAAAUAACUAAAAGCUGAAAUAAAUCAUUCUCUCUACAACUAUUCUGACAUUUCACAUUCUUAAAAUAAAGUGGUUAUCCUAACUGACCUAAGACAGUUUUUACUAGGAUUAAAUGUCAGGAAUUGUGAAAAACUGAGUUUAAAUGUAUUUGGCUAAGGUGUAUGUAAACUUCCGACUUCAACUGUAGGUUUAAUUCUAGACACAUGAAAAGUGGUAUGUAUACGGAGGGUAUGGGGCAACAGAAGACGGACAGCAGAGAGGCUAAUAAUCUUGGAGAUGGGGAAAUGGCCGAUUUAAAAUGGGAGGAAAGUUUGCGGGACUCCACCCAGAGGAGCAGGUCUCAAGGGGACAGCCUUACCCUCUGCCCGAUACAAUACCAGGGAGCCGGAGUCCGGUGGUGUUCCGAUUGUCGUCAAUACCUGCAGGUGGUCUUGAGAAGAGCCGACCGGGCUCUCUCCCAGGUACGGCGGUGGACAAACAUCUGGGCCGACGGUAUGCCCACCUCUUGCUCCGGGAAGAGCGGGGGCUGAUAACCCAGGGAACACUUGAAAGGUUAAAGCCCAGUGGCAGAGCAGGGGAGGGUGUUGCGGGUGUAUUCAACCCACGCGAGUUGCUGGCUACAGGUGGUGGGGUUGGCGGAGACAAGGCAGCGAAGAGUCAUCUUCAGGUCUUAAUUGGCUCACUCCGACUGGCCGUUGUACUGAGGGUGGAACCCGGAGGACAGGUUGGCUGACAACCCAAUGAGCGUGCAGAAUGUCUUCCAGAAGCGGGACUAGAUCUGAGGACCCAGGUCGGAGACCAUGUCCAUGGACCCGGAAGAUGUGCUGCACCAUGAGCUGGGCCGUCUCUUUGGCAGAGGGUAGCUUGGGGAGAAGAAUGAAGUGGGCGGUUUUGGAAAACCGGUCCACUACUGACAGAAUGGCGGUGUUGCCGAGGAGUGUUGUUCUGCGCAAAGACCAUGCAGGUGGCGACAAACGUGGAGACGUCCAAGACCAUGGUCGGCCACCAAAAGCGUUGCCGCACAAAGGCCAGGGUCCAAUGGGAGCCCGGGAGGCAGGCAAGCCUGGAAGAGUGGGCCCACUCUAGAACCGAGGAGUGGACAGCGUCAGGAACAAA